AUUUCUUGAAACAGUUUCAGCACGAAAAUCCUUCCGAGAGGAUGUUAAAAUAUUAAAGGCGCGUUCGUUUCAGCAAACGGCAUAUACAACAAAUAUUGUGUUAAUAAUGCAUUGUAAAAACAAAUAAGGAGAAUAUGUGAAUGGGUGUUACUCAAAUAAACAAAUAAUAUAAUUAAAGAAACAGAAAAAAAAAAAACAAAUUUACAGAUAUUAUGGUUCGAAGGAAGUGUGUGUGUAUUAGUGAUGUUGCAACUAUUUGCAAGCGAAAACACUUUCAAAGUGGCUAAAUAUUUAUUUAAAGUAUUUAAUAUGUGCUCAAUUUUUUGCGAAAAAUAAAAAAUAUUGCAUUUGAAAAGUAAAACUAGUGAAAAGCGAAACAAAAUAAAAAAAUCACAAAAACCGAUUUAGGUAAAGCUAAGUUAAACGAGCGAUCGAUGAAAGUGGCGGCUAUCUAGCACGUGUCCAUUCUGGCAACAGCCGUUUGGUGUAUGCAACUCUUGACGAGCUGUUGGAUUAUAUUAUAUACUAUAUGUAUACAUGCAUGUAUAUAUGUAUAUUGGUAGUUGCGAAAUAAGUUGCAUCUCAAGUUAAAGCUGUGAAGUAGUUUAAAAUAUAUACACAUAAGUACAAAUGUAUAUUGUGCUAACAGUGUGGUUGUGAAGCCUAUAAUGUGUAAGAUGAAUUACGAAAACAAGAGUGAUUCACAGAAAAUGAGAAUUCGAUUUGGAAAAUUACUUAACAAGUAAUCAGUUUGAAUAAAGUGGUGAGAUCCGAAAUUACAUGUACGGAAAGUGAUACGUUAUACUUUUGUUCAACUGACGUAUUUAAGGUGUGUGCAAAUACUCGGAAUACAAAACCAACAAGCAGGUGUACUAGGAAGCCACAAGCUACUGCCAAUUUCGAGCUAUUUGGUGUCAAUCGAUAAUUACGUGCAGAACAAACAUUUCAGCUAUUAAAUCAACAAUACUUUUGAAUGAAAUUAAUGAGAUUGCCGCACACAGCACGCCUAAAAUAAAACGCUGCAAACAAAUCGUCAUUCCAAUGCCAAAUUUUUCUGUCAGUUACACGGGCAGGACAAUGUGAAAAUAUCGACCCAUAGGUGAAAGUCAACAAUGGCGCAAUGACAAGCACGGCUGUUAAAGAGAGCAGAAAAGCGAAAAGUGCUCGCGAAUAAGACCUGCUGCGCUUCGUGUGUAAAACAAAGGAGUGGUGGCCGUGGCGUGAAGGGCGCCAGUGUUGGUUUUGCGUUACACAAAUUGCUGUCGAAAAUUAAAAGGCAAUCAUGCUGAUGGAUCACUUGCGUCGCUUCGGCUUGCUCUUCAGCACCCAUUUGUUGCUGCUUAUGCUGCUAGAGACCAAAACAAUAUGUGGAGAUGUGCCGCCUCACUAUUGGGAAACACCUUAUUCUCAGCCCUACUUUGACAACUCGUCGAGACGUGAAGUGACAGCGACAGUGGGCCAGGCAGCGCUGUUACAUUGUCGCGUGCGCAAUUUAGGCGAUAGAGCGGUAUCCUGGAUACGUAAACGUGACCUGCAUAUACUCACCGUCGGCAUACUCACCUACACGAAUGACCAACGAUUCCAGUCGCUGCACACAGAGGGUUCCGAUGAGUGGACCCUGAGGAUAUCGUCGCCGCAGCCAAGAGAUUCUGGCACAUAUGAGUGUCAAGUGUCCACAGAGCCAAAGAUAAGUCAAGGCUUUCGACUGAACGUAGUUGUAUCUCGUGCAAAAAUUCUUGGCAAUGCAGAACUUUUCAUCAAAAGCGGCAGUGACAUAAAUCUCACCUGUCUCGCCAUGCAAUCGCCCAUACCGCCAUCCUUUAUAUAUUGGUAUAAGGGUAAACGCGUUAUGAAUUAUUCACAACGUGGCGGCAUAAAUGUCAUAACGGAACGUUCGACGCGUACCAGUAAAUUAUUGAUAGCCAAGGCAACGCCAGCCGAUUCUGGGAAUUAUACAUGCUCGCCGAGCAGUUCAGAUUCUGCAUCGGUGGUGGUGCACGUCAUCAACGGUGAACAUCCGGCCGCCAUGCAGCACGGCAACAGCAGCGCUAAUCGCCUCUCCAGCACACUACACGGCUAUCUCCAUCGAAUAACCCGAAGCGCGCUCACCACACUGGCCGCAAGCUUUACCCAAGUGACAACAACAGCUAAAUGUCCAAGUGCACAUCCUUUGGACACCGGCCUGCAGCAACGACAGACAGUGUGGCCGAUGACGUUGUUCUGGCGCUUGCUACAACAACUGCUGCUCGCCGCGGCCACAACAAAUUGGUGCAUCGUGUCUGUGGGCUGGUUGCUCUCCAGGUGGGCCCUGCAAUGCGGUCAAUGGCAGCACCGUCAAGCACAACUGCAACAACAACAACAAUUGCAAAUGCCGAGACAUGAAGUGCGACGGCCACUAGAGACGCAUUGCUGGUGUUGGUGGCGGCAUUGGCGGCGAUGGUCGGCUAGCGCUUCGUUGCUUAGGUGAUUGCAAAAUUGAGCAAAAGCGCUCAACUAAUCGAGUAUGGACAGAUACACAAUGGCAUGUAGAGGAGCAUAUUGACUGCGAUUUUACACGUUUAGUGAUUGUAGUUGUAAUUGUAUAUAUGUAGGUAUGUGUAUUAUUAUUAUUACGUUUUUUUUCUACACUUUUGUUACACCAAUCGCUCAGACUCGCUAUGGUUCAAACACACAGCUGCAUUUCGAAAAUAUGUGCAUUAGAGCAGGUCGAUUUACAGGGCGCCAAAAAAAAACGGAAAAAAGGGAUCAUUCUGAACAACUUUGACGAAGAGGCUACCGGUCUAAAACUGAUUUCGAUCCAGCGAUGUUUAGGAAGAAGUUUUUCAAAUUUUGAUAUAACUGAAUGAAAUGUUAAUAUGAAGUUAUAAUUUGAUAUUCCAUUGUUCAUUUGUCGAAAUCGAAUGGAUAACUACAUUUUCUAUAAUUUUCUACUAUAAUUUGUCGAAAUCAACUAAUUCGGAUAACUGUAUCACACACCUCUCCAAUUAUUCAGAUUUUUGAAAGUUCAUCUUAAAAAUGGCUGGCUUGAAACUGAUUUUAAACCCAUACUCUCUUAGGCAAAGUUGUUCAGAAUGAUCCGUGGAUCAUUCCCGCUCUAAUGUGUAUAUAAGUAUAUGCGUUAUUUUCUUAGUUGAUUGUUUUUCACAGAACUUUUCCCUGAAGUAACGGUUUUGGCGCUAAAAAAUCAAAAAUAAUCCUAAAUUAUAUAUCUUUGCUUAUAUAUAUAGAAUUCUUUGAUCUUUUGCAUUAAACAAAUAGACCGAGAACUUUGAAAUAAGUAUCUAUCAACAAUAAAAUUUGCGCUUCACAAAAAAGUUGUGGCUAGUUUUAUCAUAAAAAAUGUUCCUUUAAAACCAAAAUACAAUUAAAGUUGUACAACAUGUACUGAGCAUUCAUAGAGUGCACCAUGGCGUAUGCGCAACACUGUUGUUCCAUGUAAAUCACUUGCAUGAAUACUCAGUAUAUUUGAUGCAUAAUUUUAACUUCAUAAAACUUUUAAACGAAAAGAUUAUCAAAUCCAUUUCUGGAGCUCAAAAUUGAUUGAAAUAACCUAAUUUUAGAAUUUUAGGUUAACUUGCUUUAUGAAAACACACGCAAAAUUCCAUCGUAUAUACUUCAGAAAAGUAAAUUGGUUUACGUUGAUUAACAUUUUAGUGUAAAAAUCGAAACUUCAGCGUCAUCAGCUAAAAUAAAAUAACUUGGAAAAUAACGCACAGCACUUAUGUUUGUGGUGAAUUUCGCUCAUACAGCAGCACUUCAUAGCCAACCAAAGCAUGACACGAGUUAUCUAUGCACUCCCACGUACAUACAUACUCGUAUAUGUAUGUGAACAGGUGUUAUUCUCUUCGCUAAAUUUUAAUAUUGAAUUAAUGUGAUUGGUUUGCAUGGAAUUGUACUCGUAUAACAGACAUUAAUACAACUUCAUUUGUACUGCAAUUUGAUCGUUUUAAAUGCAGAUUUAAUUUUCACGUUGCUACGUUGAAGCGAGCAAAGCGCAUUGUAAUCAAAUCAUGUUUUGAAUGUAAAUGAAAAUUGCAAAUAUAUGUAUAUGUAAAAAAAAAGCGAAUAGAGCAAUUGGUGAUGUAAAAUAAGUGAAUCAGUAAGCACAAGCGCCAGUGUAUAAUUGAUGUAUUGACUGUGCUGCGUACAUUUUUAGAACAAUAAUUCGUGAAAACAACGCAUUUUCCCAUUGUAUAUGAGCAAUGGGCUCAUAAUUGUAAUUAAGUCACUUGCUGUAAAUGUAUAUGAUAAAGAUUAGCAUUUAUAUGGCUUACUAAUGGUGAAAAACAUUAGUUAAAAUGCCAUAGAUUUGUAAAGACUAUAGAGUGCUGUUAGGCACAGAAAUUUCAAACAGUAUUGCAAUCAACGAAAAUUCGAAAGUACUUUAGGGGAAACGGUUACAAUAUUUACACAUGCAUUAUUUUGACGAAAUUCUUUAUUAUGAACUGAGGUACAAUGAACUUUUUUUUGAAACAAAUUGAUUACCAAAACACUGCAACUUUUUUCAAUAUUCAUUUUAUUUUGAUCUAUUCGCAAUGCAAACUCGGCUGUAACUCAGUAAGGGAUGUCUACGAUGGGAAAGAAGUUUCGAUAUGCAUUCUCUUAUAGCGAAUUUUUCUAAAUAAUGAAAUUCUAUGAUAAUAAUUAGAUUUUUCAUGCGCUUUUAAUAUAACUUUCACAAUUUUUUUUUAAAUUUGCUUUUUUUUCUAAACAAUAAAGGCAAAUAUGCAAUCCAGAGUAUGUGUCAACAAAACAAAGUGCAAUAAAAGAAAGAAAAUAUUAUAAUUUAAGGUUUUUUUAACUCACAAAGCAUACUCUAUAGUUUGUGGAAUUUGUUCGUUAGUUCAAAUAUUUCACUCUUUUUCUUUAAUCGUUUGACACAAGCGUUUGAAGAACGAUUUAUAAGCAGCACGCAACAUACCAUACCCUAGUCCAUUUCAUCCUAAAUUUUAAUAUGCCUGUAUUUAGGUGAAGUCUUGUAUUACAAAAUUUAUGAUAAAAAGCAAUACAUAUAAUGUCAUUACUACAACAAAAAUGAUGGUUUGUAAUAUGACAGGUUCGGAGAAGCAUUUCAUGUUUGUGUUAAAUCAAAAAAUUCUUUCUUUGCUUCGAGUACAACAAUUCUAUGAAUGUAGCUCUUGUGUAGAACAAAAGAUAAUUGAAUUUCAAGCGAAAUUUUAGAUAAAUUGGCAUUGGAUAAAUGGCUUUUGAAGUAAACAAAAACAAAAAUUUUACCACUCGUUGAUAAAAUUCAUACAUUUUAUUUUUUUUUUGCUAAUUUUUGCUUUUUCCUAACAUAUUUCUAUACGCUGAAUGGAGUACUAUAUAUUAAGUUUACCUAGAAGUUUACUACACCUUAAAGCAAAUAUUGAAGAUUCUUCAAAAUAUUUAUGAUGACCUGAGUCGAUUCAGUCUUUUUUAAAGUAUAAGGAAGUAUCGAAAGCCGGAGUACGGGACUUUAAUCCGCUAAACCUAACCAACUUCCAUCUCAUGUCUCUUUCACGGGACCAGUGGACAAAUUAUUACUUCAUGGAAGAGAAAAAGGCAUCUAAGUCUCCUCUAUUGUUCGGUUUGACUGACCGCUUCACUGACAGCUUUUCACUUUAUAGAGGACUCGCACAAAAGUUUAGUAAAAUUUUCCACCGCGAAACUACCUCCAAGAGUGGUUUUCAGCUUUUGCUCUAUAUACGAUAUAAAAAUCAAAGGCAAUAAUUCACGUGUUCAGUGUCUUUUAUACAUUUUGUACACACCAAACAAUAUGGGCUAUUUAUUCACAAAUGUAUAUCGGAAAUCAGUCAGUGGGUCCACCGUCGCACGCUAUAUGCGAAGCAAAUUACCAUAAAAUGAAAUCGACGGAAGUGUUAUAAAAAACACAAAUUUCAAAUUGCAAUGUAAUUUCAAACAAUUUUGACUUUACUAAGUGAAAGCCGAAUAAUUUUGCGCACUUGAAACCCGAAUUAAAAGUCCCAAUGCACACGAGAGCUUUCCCGGUACUGUAUGCCCGUUCAGCAUGAUGGCUUACCUGCUUAUGCCCAGCACCCUACGCACACUUAUUUCGCAUUACAUAAUUUUCUGCUCUGUUUCAUUGCAUCGACGCACAGGCAGUCAAAUGGACGGAUGUACGCGCGCAUACACUUAAACACCUUAACCACCUUCACAUGCAUACGCAUAUACAUGACUCCUGUGAAUGUGCGUGUGCAAAUGCAUGUGUGUAGCACAUAAGCGCGCACGUAAGCGGAAGCAGCGCCAGCACUAAGCGCUCUUGCGUGGCCAUGCAUGAAAUUCGUACGCAUACAAAUACACACAUCCCCUCCCUACUCAUUUCCUCACGCCAUGUGGCAAUAAUUUACUAAAAUUUUUAUGCACCCAUAUGUAAGUAAUUGUCCUCCACAGCGCUCGUUCAUAAAAAAUACAUUAGGACAUAAUUUCACGCAACGCCCUUGGUGGUUUGGUGAGCGGGUUUAAAGCACGUCAAAGAGGCUUAACUACAAGUGGAGGUUGCUUUUCAAGUGUGCGCACAUUUUUCGUGUACACAACAUAUUUGUGGCAAGGGCUUAAGUUACCAAAAAAUUGUGAAGAAAGCGUGUUAGAAAAUGUUGGUGUUGUGAAAAACCUAUGCAAGUGCACACAUUUUCUUUGUAAAUGUAAAAAAUGAAAAAAAAAAUAUUUUUACGUUUUUCUGUUAAAAAUUUGGUUAAGGGCGACUUUUUCGUGUUAGCAUACUGAUUUAAAAUUCUCGAGAGUGCGAUUUGGUGGCUGAUUCGCCUUUACAAUAACAAAGUUUUAAAGUUAGCUUAAUUUUUUUUUUUAAUUUUUCGAAAACUUUUGAAUUGUCAUCAGUGUUAUAACAGGUCUUUCAAUAAAAGCGUUACAAAUUAUGUAUGAGACUCGACUUCUUUGGCAUGGCCACCCCGGUCACGCUUCCAGAAGACCACAAGAUAAACCCAAUUUUCGACGGUUUUCAAGCAUAAAUAGGCCGAUACUGCUGCAAUUUCACGUUCGAUAUUCGCAAGAAGUUCAUCACUCGUCGCUGGCUUCUUGCCAUAGACCAUAGACUUGACGUAGCUUUACAGAAAACAGUCUAACGGCGUCCAAUCGUACGACGGAGGCGACCAAUUGACUGGGCCAUUUCGUGAGAAAACACGUCUAACAAACUUGGUUUUCAAUAAAUCGAUUGUGACACUCGCAGUGUGGCUUUCUGUUGAAAACACAUAUUCUCUAAGUUCAUAUCAGUUAAUUCGGCUCAUAUUUUGUUUAUUGACGAAAUCAUUCAGCAAGAAAUGAGCCUCAUCGCUGAAGCUGAUUUUUCUACGGAAAUCCGGAUCAUUUUCAAGUUGUUGCUCAGCUCAAUUCACGAACAUACGACCAUUCUGGUGAUCAAGCGGCUUCAGUUCCUGCGUCAAUUCGAUCUUGUAAGGAUGUUUUAUAUUUGUAUGUCAAGAUCUUUUCGCAAAAUUCGCCACAACGACGCCCAACGCUUGAGAACGACCUCUGAGAUACUGACGGAAGCGAUAUUAUCGACACUUCUUUGUCUCACUAGUAUGAGAACAUUUUGUACUGUGCCUGUGAAUUCAAAUUUUUCCGCUAGACGCUCAAUUGUUGAUCUGACAGUACGAUUAUGACGACCUUAAAUUGGACGUGCCGCUCUUACAGUUGAGGCCACUGAUUCCGAAUUUCGGUAAUAAAUUUUAAUAAAUUCAAAAGAUUGAUGGAUCGUAUAUCUUUCCAUAAUGAAACGGCUAACCUUACUGAAGAAAAAUGUCAAAAGAGCGGGAAAAAAUAGGUCGUCGUUUGUUGUCCCUAUUGAAAAACCUGUUACAUGCAUUAAAAAUAAAAUAAAAUGAAGUAAAAUAAAUUAAAAAAAUAACAGAUAAAGCUAAACGAAACAUACCCCGUAGUUUGUUUAAUUUAUUGACCACCCUAAUGUUCUUCAGCAUGCUUUCAUAUCUGACUUACUUACUAGUAAAUAUAUACAAACACAACAGCUGCUGGCGCACUCUCUUUCUCUCUCUUAUAAUAACGGCUUUUUUGUUUGUGCCUGCACUUGUACAUUUGUGUGCAUAAAUAUGUAUUGGUUCGCUCCAGGGAAAUAUAAUUUUAUUAAUAUCAUCAAAUUUUAUGCCACAAUAAUAAAAGUAGGCCAUAAUGUUGCCAAUGACAAUAUUUAAUAUUUAAUUUUGCUUUAAAUAUUUGUUUUUGUUUUUGUUUAUGUUUUUCCUACUGCCAUAAUUACUUCCUUUGUAUGCGCGCAUUGUCUAUUUCACACGAAUUUAAUGUCACACGGGACUUAAUUUUUUGGAAUCAUCUCUCCGCCCAUAGAUAACUGGAGCAUGUAAUUUGUGAAUGUAUUUAAAUUGCGAAAAUAAUGAAAUUAAUUUUUCAUUGUCCUGAAGGAUAUCGAAAAAAGCUAAAAUAUUUGCAUUUUAAUUGCGCCCAGCGCGCGUUACUUUCGAGCAUCAAUCGAAUUAACUUUCAGCGAUUGUAAUAUGUUUUGUGCCUUGAGUGAAUAUUAAUUAUUGGCAUCUGCGCUGAUACUUGGCAGAUAUUAAUAACAGCAUAUAUGUAGCUGAUGGCAGUUCUAAAAUGUUGCGGAAAAUUUAAACAUUAAAAAAGUUCUAAAAAUCAUUUUUGAAAAUUUUGCAUAAUUUUUUUAAGACAAUUUUGGAUGUGUUAUACGGGAUUUCAUAAAUAAAGAGAAUUGAGUUUUGUUGCUAUGAAAUGAGGAAUUUGCCACCAAAAUGUUGCUGGAACGUGCAAUCGAAUAUUUCCGAUUCCCUCGAAAGUUCCUAGACCGCAUAAUUUUCUGAAUUUCAAAAAAUAGUAAUUUAACCGUUUGUACUUCUAAGCAUGUAAAUAGUUAUGUACAUAAAAUAUAUGUAUAUAUAUAAAUGUAUAUAGGAAUUUUGUAGGUUAAAUUAAGCAGUUCGUUUUGGCGAAUAACGCCUCUCAUAAACAUACAUACAUACAUAUACCUUUACAUGUAAGAGAAUAUUACUCAGAUGUUGAAUGUAAAAUUAGAGCCACUUAAAACAAAAACAAUAAAGCAAAGAAUUUUUGAAAUGUGAAACCUUGUAACCCGAGAAUUACCUUACUCUACCAAGUUAAAAAUAAUAAAAAUAAUAAAAAAAAACAGUAAAAAUAAAAUAAUAAGUGUAAAACGAAAACCAAACAUAAAAACCAUUUAAACUUGAUAAAUAAGCAACCAAGCAUGAAACAGAGCUAACGUUAGUAAGCAUUUGGACCUACUGAAAUGAGCGUUGUUCAAAUCCAAACAAAGCACAAAAUAUAAAUAUAUUAAAUGCUACACGUGUGACUAGAAAUGUAAGUUAUUGAGAACACUCAUCACAACACAGUUCUGAGUCUAAACGGUAAAUCUAAGCAAAUAAGAAUGAAACGAAGCGAGAAAACCAAACUACAAACAACAAAUGUUGCAUGCAUUCUUAGCGGUAUAUGAACUAGAAAGCGGUACAUUUCCGCUUAAGCCAGCGCGAGAAUGGCAGGAGUAGUUGCUGAACAUAGUUCCGGUCACACUAUUCCGCCGUUGAUUACUAAUUGUUAGCAUUAAAUUAGCGUAAGUCACAUAUGCAGCCACAUGCAGUGGCGAAUUAGCCAUAUUUAUAGACGAAUAAAGUAAAAACAAAAACAGUUAGUUAGUUAAGUUAGUAAAAAUAAAUACAAAUUAAUUACCAAUGUAAAAAAUAUUUUUUAUUUGUAUUGAAAUAUUAAGUGUUUUUCGUCGUUCUCUUUAGUUUAGAUUAUAGAAAUUUAAGAUUUGGCGGGAGAAACGAUGACACAAAAGUGUUGUAAAAUAAAAAGUAUAUGUUAAAAUUAAAGAAAAAAAAA
This is a messenger RNA of Bactrocera dorsalis (oriental fruit fly), 9843 nucleotides long. RefSeq lists its product as uncharacterized. The record is from RefSeq and is a predicted model, not a curated record. Gene Ontology annotation, cellular component: neuron projection membrane. Gene Ontology annotation, biological process: synapse organization. NCBI's taxonomy places the organism in Eukaryota, Metazoa, Arthropoda, Insecta, Diptera, Tephritidae. Bases 1283 to 2467 code for a protein of 394 amino acids. The transcript has 6 exons.